AGCUGGCGGUCGUCCUCUUCCGCCAUUUUGGUCUAAAACAGUCGGCCGUGGGAAGGCGCGGUGUGGUGCGUGGCCGGAUCUGCCUUGAAACCAGCCAAGGAGCAGACACCAAUCAUGGGGAACAUGUUUGCCACCCUUUUUAAGGGGCUGUUCGGUAAAAAGGAGAUGCGGAUAUUGAUGGUUGGACUGGAUGCUGCUGGUAAAACCACAAUCCUGUACAAGCUUAAGCUAGGAGAAAUCGUCACGACCAUCCCCACAAUAGGCUUUAACGUUGAAACUGUGGAAUACAAAAACAUCAGCUUCACGGUGUGGGACGUCGGUGGUCAGGACAAGAUCCGGCCGCUCUGGAGGCACUACUUCCAGAACACGCAGGGCCUGAUCUUCGUGGUGGACAGCAACGACCGCGAGCGGGUGGGUGAGGCGCGCGAGGAGCUGAUGCGCAUGCUGGCAGAGGACGAGCUGCGCGAGGCCGUCCUCCUCAUCUUCGCCAACAAACAGGAUCUGCCGAACGCCAUGAACGCGGCCGAGAUCACCGACAAGCUGGGCCUGCACUCACUACGGAACCGCAACUGGUACAUCCAGGCGACGUGCGCCACAUCCGGCGACGGCCUGUACGAGGGCCUCGACUGGCUCUCCAACCAGCUGAAGAGCGCCGCUCGCUAGUGGCCGCCGCCGCCGCCGGCGUCGACCGCCGCCGACUGACGCGAGAGAUACGUGUGAGACAUUCCGAGUGCGCGACCGGGCGGCGCCUGGCUGUGGCCGCCGGGCCGGCGCGAGCGACCGGCCCGGCGCAGCCGGCGCGGCCGCACCUGAGGCAGAGACAGUGGGGCCAGCGAGUCGGGCCCGCCCAGACACCGGCCCCGGCCGCGCGGAGCUCCCAGUGCCGUGCUCCUGGCCGUGUGAAUCGUGUUACUUUGGCUUGCAAUCGGGUGGGCUUUUAUCAAUAUUUAUGAUCUUGAAUUAUCCGCUGUGUUCCGGUUUGGCAUUCUGUAUAUGAAAUUGUUUGAUUAGAAUGAAUAAAUAUUCUCCACUAUAAUUA
Messenger RNA from Pollicipes pollicipes, 1039 nucleotides. RefSeq names its product ADP-ribosylation factor 1 (gene Arf1). The transcript is spliced from 5 exons. Gene Ontology annotation, molecular function: GTPase activity; GTP binding. The record is from RefSeq and is a predicted model, not a curated record. The coding region runs from base 115 to 663 and encodes 182 amino acids. NCBI's taxonomy places the organism in Eukaryota, Metazoa, Arthropoda, Thecostraca, Pollicipedomorpha, Pollicipedidae.